Messenger RNA from Enterobius vermicularis (human pinworm), 273 nucleotides. NCBI's taxonomy places the organism in Eukaryota, Metazoa, Nematoda, Chromadorea, Rhabditida, Oxyuridae. The record is from the annotation of a GenBank genome assembly.
AUGCUUGUCAUUGUAUCCUGGGUUAGCUUCUGGCUUGACAAAGAUUCUGUGCCAGCUAGAGUAACAUUAGGUGUAACUACAUUGCUUACAAUGACAACACAAAGUUCUGGUAUUAACGCAAAACUUCCACCUGUUUCAUACACAAAGGCAAUAGACGUCUGGAUUGGAGUAUGUUUAGCUUUUAUAUUUGGUGCACUAUUAGAGUUUGCUCUUGUCAACUAUGCAGCCAGAAAAGAUAUGACUGUUGGCCAACAACUUGUUAGUUUAUCGUAG